AUGCCAUCUUUGCAAGCCAAAGAAGAAACCAGAGAAUCCUGGUAUGGAGUCCAGGACCCCAAGAAGAGAAAACAGAUACAAGAUCGUCUAGCACAACGAGCGCGACGUAAGAGAAUCGCCGAAGCCAACAAAAACAAUGAAAAGGCCAUAGUCAUCAGCCCUCGAUCGUCGAAGCAUGUUACAAUAGCGCCACAACGUCACCCGGAGAGUUGCUCUUCCACUUGUAUCGAGACCAAUGCAUCAACUAUCAUCACGGACUCACAACUAGGCCAUUCAGUGUCGAGUCCACAUCUACCAAAUUGCCCUCAGACGUACAAUAUCAUGCCCCAUGCCGUUAUCCCUUUGAAACGAUUCCCUCUUCCGGUGGAUCAUCUCCUUCUGGUCCAUCCAAGCAGAAGCGCGCUUGUGGCCUUUGAAGAUAACGGUCAUCGCAUGGGUAUAGGAUGCGCCUGUGUCGGCCUGGUGAGAUCCUGGCGACAAUCUCCAGAUUUACCGGCGGUCUUGCAACCGACACCGCUUCAACUCACGACUCCGCAUUCGAUAUGGAUCGAUAGAAUGCCAUUUCCACGAAUGCGAGAUAAUAUCAUUCUAUUGGCCCAUAUGAUUGAUCUGGAAGAUUUCUAUGUCGAUCUCCUCACGAAAGAGUCCUUUGAGUUUAAGGAUGGAUCGGCUCCCCAUAACCCUGCUGCCUAUCGGAUUGAUCCUACCUUUAGAGCGAAAUGGGGAUAUUUGUUCCAUUGAGUGCGACAUGCCAUUCAUCAUUCUAUUCAUCCCAACUCUCGGCUUUUCCUCCGGACAAGUCAGAGACCGCAUCUGGUAUUCCCCGUAUCUAGUAUGGGAAGAAUGUACCAUCGUACGAAGCGAAUUUGCCGGAAUGAGACUCCCUGGUGGAUUCGUCGAUCUAGAAAGGUAAUACAAUAAAUCAGUGGGGACUCUUAGAG
Exophiala oligosperma is the source of this 941-nucleotide messenger RNA. RefSeq lists its product as uncharacterized. The record is from RefSeq and is a predicted model, not a curated record. Lineage: Eukaryota; Fungi; Ascomycota; Eurotiomycetes; Chaetothyriales; Herpotrichiellaceae. The transcript is spliced from 2 exons. Bases 1 to 741 code for a protein of 246 amino acids.